AUGCGACGAUCCCUUCAACUCAUCGCCUUGUCGGCCAUUCCUCUUCAGGUCUCCGCCGAGAAGGUCCUUGGAGCAUACAUAUUCGCGCGUCAUGGAGACCGCACUGCGAAGAUCCUCAAGAACACUCAGCUCACUGACCUAGGCUAUAACCAGGUCUACCUAACCGGAUCCGCCUACCACGACCGCUAUAUCAACUCAACCUCUUCAAAGUACAUUGACGGCAUCAGCGAGGAUGUUGUCAACCUCAGCCAGCUUACAGCGUCGGCACCCGCCGACGCUGUGCUGCAGAACUCUGCAACUGGCUUCCUUCAGGGUGUCUAUCCGCCCGUAGGCUCCGUGUCCAGCCAGGAACUGGCCAACGGAACAACUGUUGAAUCGCCUCUGAACGGCUACCAGCUUAUACCACUCUCGCUCAUUGACUCGGGAGCCAGCAGCGAAGAUAGCACUUGGCUGCAAGGAACGACGGACUGUAACAGAGCCAAGGUUAGCAGCGACAGCUACUACGAGUCUGAGCUGUACAAGACACUCUUCGAGGAGACCAAAGACUUCUACCAGUCUCUUUCUCCGCUCAUCAACACAUCUUUCUCGGAUGCCGAUAUGAGCUUCAGAAAUGCGUACUCUAUCUACGACUACCUCAAUGUUGGUUCGAUACAUAACACUUCCAACACGCCUACAGAGUCCCAGCUCCACCAGGCCUUCCUCCUUGCCAAUAUCGAGCAGUACAACCUCGCUUACAACUCCUCUGAGACCGUCCGCGCAAUCGCAGGCUCAACUCUUGCCGCUGAAAUGCUCAUGGGUCUUAACGAGACUGUUACCUCACAGGGGGAGGUGAAGCUCCACCUUGAGUUCGGCUCCUACGGUACUUUCCUCUCAUAUUUCGGCCUUGCGAACCUCCCUGCCGUGGACGCCGCCUUCACAGGAAUUCCAGAUUAUGCAUCCUCUAUGGUCUGGGAGCUCGUCACUAACUCCACCUCCGACUCAUUCCCUUCUACCGACGAGAUUAGCGUUCGCUUUGCCUUCCAUAACGGUACCAUGACUGGCUCUUCAUCCACGCCAACGACGUAUCCGCUUUAUGGUCAAUCCAGCUCCACAAUCCCGUGGUCCACAUUUGUUGAGCAGACCGAGAAGAUUGCCGUUAUGACUACGCAGCAAUGGUGCGAUGUCUGCGGAAACACAGAUGGACAGUGUGCUUCAUCCAGCGACACCUCGGACUCAGGCAACGCUUCUACGAACUCAUUUGCAGGUAGCAAUGGCGGUGGAAUCUCCAAGGGGGUGGCUGGUGUCAUUGGUGCUAUGGUUACUUUAGCUGUGAUCUUGGGUUUGGAGGCGCUUUUCCUCCUUCUGGGACCGUUCAGGCUUUCCAAGAAGGGAAGGCUUGCUGGCAUUGACAGGGGUAAUGUGGUGGAUGAGAAUAAAGAUUAG
Aspergillus nidulans FGSC A4 is the source of this 1422-nucleotide messenger RNA. RefSeq lists its product as uncharacterized. The record is from RefSeq and is a predicted model, not a curated record. The transcript has a single exon. NCBI's taxonomy places the organism in Eukaryota, Fungi, Ascomycota, Eurotiomycetes, Eurotiales, Aspergillaceae. The coding region runs from base 1 to 1422 and encodes 473 amino acids.